Plasmodium fragile is the source of this 1467-nucleotide messenger RNA. RefSeq lists its product as uncharacterized. Bases 1 to 1467 code for a protein of 488 amino acids. Gene Ontology annotation, molecular function: RNA 7-methylguanosine cap binding; translation initiation factor activity. Lineage: Eukaryota; Apicomplexa; Aconoidasida; Haemosporida; Plasmodiidae. Gene Ontology annotation, biological process: translational initiation. The record is from RefSeq and is a predicted model, not a curated record. Gene Ontology annotation, cellular component: eukaryotic translation initiation factor 4F complex. The transcript has 5 exons.
AUGAAAGAAAAUCUCGAAUGCGUUAACAACAUCGAAUUAGCUGAUAUUGAAAAAGAAAAAAAACAAAAACAAAAAGAAAAAAAGAAAGAAAAACAGAAAGAGAAGGAAAAGGAAAAGGAAAGGGAAAAGGAAAAAGAGAAUCAGAAUCAGAAUCAAAAUCAGAAUCAAAAUCAAAAUCAAAAGCAGAAACAAAAGGAUAAGCAAAAGGAAGGUAAAGCAAAAAAUGAUGAUUUGUGUCUCAAUGACGAAAGUAGGGAACCCAAAAAAUGCGAGCCUGCGAAGAAUAAUAAGCCGGGCCACAAGGGCACCAACUUGAAAAAUAAAAAAAAAGUCCACAAGGAGAGUUGCACGAACAAUGGGGACGAGGACGACGAAGACGAUGAUAAUGGGGGUAACGGUGGAAACGAAAUCGGAAAUGAAGUUCCAAACGACAUUAGAAACGAAAAUAGAAACGAAAAUAGAAACGAAAAUAGAAACGAAAUUAGAAAUGAAAUUGGUAGGUGUGAACUAAUUGAGAAGAGCAACACCUUCACCGUGGUCGGGAAAGGGAAAAGGGAACCAAAGAGUAGGUUUGACGACGGGAAAGAAUCUAAGGGGAGUAGCACUUGCGGUGGAGCCACUCCCAGCGGAACGGGUAGCGGAACCGGAAGUGGCACAGGAAGCGCAAUCGGGACCUCCAAAGGUGUGCAGAAGGCAAAUGCGCAUACCCAAAAGAUAGGGAAAAAAAAAAAAGAAAUGAACAAGGACAAUCAAAAAGCUAACGUCAAAACAAACGCACUCGAGAAAAAAAACGGAACGACGAACCUCACAAACACAAGCAACAAUGAACUUACGAAAGAUAAAAUGAACGCCCACAAGAAAGGUGCAAAGGAGACCAAUGGUAAUGAAAACGGCAUACAUAACAAUAGCGCCGCUGAAGGAAAGAUAACGAGCAGUACCCCCACACAUGGUGACAACAACGUAAAGAAAAAAAACUCCACGGAACAAAAGAAUAAGGCCAAUUCUAAAAAGGGCGCCAAGAAGAACAAACAAAAGAAUGAGAACUACCUGCAGAAUACAUGGGUGUUUUUAUUCGACAAGGAAAACAGGAAGUACUACGAGCAGUACGUGAACGGUUUGGUGUCCUUGGAAACGUUUAACACGAUUGAAAAAUUUUACAAGAACUACAAGUACAUGAAAUCCCCAUCGUCCAUCAAGGAGUACUACAACAUUUACCUGUUUAAGCACAACUACAAGCCCAUUUACGAGGAAUACUCGAACGGAUUCAUUUACAUUAUAAAAAACGACCAGUACUUUAGGGACAACGUUGCUGAUUUGAUUUGGGAAAAAAUGGUUCUCCUGGCCAUUGGAGAAGAAUUCAAUUUGGUGGACCUCUCAGGAAUACAACUGUGCAUAAGGGAAAACGAAAUUUUUUUCAAAAUUUGGAUGAAGAACUACUCAAACUAUAUAAAGAACAUUCUAACGUAA